Messenger RNA from Colossoma macropomum (tambaqui), 1913 nucleotides. RefSeq names its product neurotrophin receptor associated death domain (gene nradd). Gene Ontology annotation, biological process: Rho protein signal transduction. The transcript has 6 exons. Gene Ontology annotation, molecular function: nerve growth factor binding; coreceptor activity; death receptor activity. Gene Ontology annotation, cellular component: plasma membrane; cell surface. Bases 284 to 1507 code for a protein of 407 amino acids. Lineage: Eukaryota; Metazoa; Chordata; Actinopteri; Characiformes; Serrasalmidae. The record is from RefSeq and is a predicted model, not a curated record.
UCUCUCAGUGCAGCAGCCCUCACAGAGCGGAGAACACGGAGCUGAGAACCUUUAUCUGAUGGAAAUACGGCCUUCAAAACAGCGGAUUACAGCGGAGAAGAACUGAAACGCAGCGUGGAGAAAGAAGGACGGCGGUUUAUUUGUGCGUUUACAGAUUAAAUCUGUAAAAGUUUUUGGCGCUCCAGUGGUGAAGUUCUCCGUUAGUGAGGGCUGCAGUGACGACCAGCUUCAUUCAAACAGCUGCUGAGAGGAGAAGAAAGUGGGCACGGUGGAGAUUUGGGCCAUGGAGGUUCUCCGGAUCUGCAUCUACGCUUUAGCAAUAAAGGUGGUGGUGGGCGACGUGUGUGUGACCAUGCGCUUCACACACCAUGGUGAGUGCUGCUCUGAGUGCCUGCCGGGCACCGGAGUGGCAUCUGAGUGUGGAGCAGAAAACACAAAGUGCCAGGAGUGCCAAGACGGUGUGACGUUCUCAGACUCCGCCGGUCUCUCCGGUUGCCUGGCGUGUGCCCACUGUCCGCCUGGCGUCCCCCAGCUGGCGCGCUGCACUGUGACCCAGGACACACAGUGCGAUUGCGGUGAGGGUUUCUUCCUGUGGAGGGACGGGAACAGCACGGUGGGCCGCUGCGCCCCCUGCAGUGUGUGCCAACGCGGUGAGGAGGUGACCCGCAUGUGCGGACCACUGGGAAACACGGAGUGCAAGCCGUGCCUGCCGGGCACCUUCUCAGAGCAGCAGAGCGCCAGCCAGCCCUGCCAACCCUGCACCCGCUGCAAAGAUGACGAGGUGGAGAUCCGAGCCUGCCAGCCCAACUCAGACACACUCUGCAUGGAGCGGGAUCUGAACAUCAUGUCUCGGCCGGCGGGCUCCGAGGGGCCGUUUCCACGCUGGCCCGGAUUGGCCGACGACGACAGCGUGAAGGGGAGCGGAGCGGCUUCCGGCUCCGAAGCCCCCGAACUCACCCCGCAGGAUCAGGGGGGCAACAACAUCCUGCUGUACGUGUCUGUGCUGGCAGCUGUGGUGCUGGGACUGCUGAUCUAUGUCGCCUACAAGUGCUGGAAGUCCUUUCAGCAGAAGAAAGCUCUGGGAAAAGCUCGCGCUGGAGAGCUGAACAACGUCGCUGAGGGAGAGAAGCUGCACAGCGACAGCGGCGUUUUCCUCGACUCGCACAGCCUGCAGGACGGCCAGCCCAGCAAAGGCAGUAAGCGGGACAGCAAGCAGGACACCCGGCUGUAUAUAAACCUCCCCCCACACCGGCAGGAGGAGGUGGAGCGGCUGCUGGAGGAGGGAAGUGGGCGGAGCUGGAGGCAGCUGGGUGGAGCCUUGGGCUACGAGCAGGAGCGCCUGGACGUUUUUGGGCGCGGAGAGGACCCCGUCCGCACGCUGCUGACGGACUGGUCUCAGCAGGACGGCUCCACGCUGGGCCUGCUGUGCUCCGCCCUCGCCCGCGUCGAGCGGCACGACGUGGCCAAAGCCCUCACCGCCCCCGCCCAGGGCGUAUCGGUCGUCUGAAUGCCGGGCGGCUCUCUGAAGGCGCGUUUCCACCGCAGGAACUUUUAGGUGUUCACCAAACAAGGGAGCAUUUUCUACACUAGCGCCCUCUAGAGGCCUGCAUUUGCUACAAGCGCCUCGUUGCUCAUUUUAACACUUGUGUUUGCUGGAAUGGGAAUAAGACUAUUAGUGUUUCCACCAGACGAUGCACAGCUGUUGGUUUCUACCCCGGAAUAUGAGCUUUUCUGCGGAUCAGGAACGUCUCUGAUUGGUCAAACGCGAGGUUUACAGAACACUCCUAUUUAGCAUUUUAAUAAAACACGUCACGGAUACCACCAAAGCAAAAUGAGAAGGAUAACCAGUGAUUAAAAUGGAAAAGUGGACCGACCAUUAGGAGCGAUUCUGGAAUAUCAACAUCCUCAUCCUC